This is a messenger RNA of Asterias rubens (European starfish), 3428 nucleotides long. Its product is annotated as vang-like protein 2-B. The coding region runs from base 188 to 1861 and encodes 557 amino acids. NCBI's taxonomy places the organism in Eukaryota, Metazoa, Echinodermata, Asteroidea, Forcipulatida, Asteriidae. The record is from RefSeq and is a predicted model, not a curated record. The transcript has 4 exons. Gene Ontology annotation, cellular component: plasma membrane. Gene Ontology annotation, biological process: establishment of planar polarity; Wnt signaling pathway, planar cell polarity pathway; multicellular organism development.
CUGCUUGCUAGCUUGCAAUAAGUCCUGUUUAUGUAUGGAUUUUUUACAGACUGCGGUACGAUUUUGACAUCUUAUUUGGGGGAGAAUUCACCCCGAUGGUUCCUUCCCAUGUGUGACAAACUAAGCAGUCAAAGUGUCUAUCACGGCAAUCUUUCUCCAGUCGGACCCUAGUGCUUCAUCCCGCAGCAUGGAGCCCGACACACCCAACAGUAAACCACUUAGGAACAACACCCAGACUCCACCCAGUAACCACACACCCCAUCGGAGUGGGCGACACAGGGAUCGGUAUCGAGACCGAGACACAGAUGAAGAGAGUGAGAAGGGUCACCGUAGCCGACGCCGUCGGGAGCGGGACCAGGAGCCGCGGGGCGAAGACUACGAGGCUGACCGAUCUCAUCGGAGUCACAAUCGAAGCAGUCGCUCGGUAACGAUCCAACCUCCUCAAGCUCUCACCACGGACGAUGAAAGAGAUGAGGUUCUUGAGGUCGAAAUCCUGCCACAGGAUGACAACUGGGGCGACAACACCACCGCCAUCACCGGUACCUCGGAUCGCUCCUCCAUGGAAGACCUUACGCAGCUUGCCAAAAGCAUGGACAGUACCGGGUUCGAUUGCAGCCGCUACGUCGGCUACGUCUUAGCGGUGGUCAUCGGCCUGGCCGCGUUCUUAUCCCCGAUUGCCUUUGUUGUUCUCCCCAUCGUGAUGCAGAAUCGGUCCCCGUGCGGCACGGCGUGCGACGGCCUUUUCAUCAGCAUGGCGUUUAAGCUUUUGAUUCUACUCAUUGGGAGUUGGGCUCUGUUCUUCCGGAGACCCAAAGCGAGUUUUCCACGAGUCUUCAUAUUCCGUAUGAUCGUCAUGGGCUUGCUGCUAGUCUUGGUCGUCGCCUAUUGGUUGUUCUAUGGAGUUCGCGUAAUGCAACAAGAACAGGUUGAUUAUAAUGGUGUGGUAUUGUACGCCGUCUCGCUCGUGGACGCGUUGUUGUUUGUUCACUACAUCGCUGUGAUUCUUUUAGAGUUGCGCCAGCUUCAGCCGAUGUACGCCAUUAAAGUGGUGCGCUCGCCGGACGGCGCCAGUGAAUACUACACCGUUGGGAUGUUGAGCAUACAACGUUGCGCUGCGUGGGUCCUCGAACAUUAUUACCGCGAUUUCAAGAUCUUUAACCCACACCUCCUCCGAGUGCCGACGUCGAGAGUCGCCAAUAAAAUCUCCAACUUCAAGGUGUACGACGUGGACGGCGGACCCAACGAGUCUGUCACCAACCGCUCACGAGCGAUCAUGGCGGCGACGGCCCACCGUCGCGAUCAGAGUCGCAAUGAGCGCUUCUAUGAGAAGCAGGAGUACGAGCGACGCGUGAAGAAGCGCAGAGCUCGUCUGGAGCUAGCCGCCGAGGAAGCCUUCAAUCACAUCAAACGCCUUCAUGAGGACCAGAGUAUGAGUGCUCAUGUGAUGGACCCGACGGAAGCUGCUCAGGCUAUCUUCCCAUCAAUGGCCCGCUCGCUGCAGAAGUAUCUCCGCGUGACUCGCCAGCAACCGAGAUGGACUAUGGACGCCGUCAUUGGACACCUCACCAUGUGCAUCAGUUACAACCUCUCCCCUAAGGCAUUCCUAGAAGCAUUUUUCGAACCAGGGCCCACUAUCGUUCAGAGUGUACGCGAGGGCGUUGCCUCGCAACCAUGGGAGCUGGUUUCGGACACAUUGGUGUCCCGCCCCAUCAAAGAGGGCGGGACGUUUCAACUUCGGCAAGGGGAGGUGAUGCUGCAGGUAUAUGUGAUGAGGAUACCGCACUUGAAGUUCAAAGAGGAGGCGUACGACUAUAAGAACAAUAGGUUUGCCCUACGUCUCCAAUCGGAGACUUCAGUGUGAGAACUUCAGGUAAAACAAAAACUCAAAACACUUCUGGUUUCUUUCAGCGAGGCACCAACUUCCUGCUCGCUAUGCGAAGAAGCAGAUGAAAUUGUUAAUUGUACAGUUGUGAUGUAAAGUAGAUAAUAACAUUGCAAAUUGUUGAAAAGUACUGUGUCACAGAGAUGUGUGUUUUGCACCACGCUACCAGUCCAACAAAGUUUGGCGUUUUGUUUGUCAACACCGUCAUCAGUUUUUUUGUGAACAUCUACAGAAGUACCUUGUGGUUGCGUCAGCAGUGGAGAUUCUGUGCUCUAAAGAAUACAGACAGAGUCGAUGCGGCGAUACUUGUACAUUGUUGGUUCUUGGAAGAAAAACAAAAUUCAGUCCUCUUGUUUUCAACACUGUAUAACUGUCCUGUAAGCAUUUCACAGUUUCUUUUAGAAAAGACCGCAUUUAUCGUUCGUGCUGUGUCAGGGGUAAUUGGGAUGGUCACUGUGAUUCAUAUCAAAAUAGAGGGAGACAUUGAAGUUUUUUUUUAAUUCAAGAAAACUUACAGAUUAAAAACUGGUUCGUUUGAUAUUUACCGAACCGUAUCACACCAUUAAGUUCACCUGUUAACAGUUUCUCUCAGCCUCAUUACGUGUCCGAAUUGGCAGAUACGGCUACGGCUAAUGCUUAAUCACAAUGUCAUCAUGCAUUGAAGUAUAAGAUGUCCUUAGCAACAGCCUUAGCAACAGCUGUAGCCGCAGCCGCCAUUUCAGAUACAGCCUCAAAUUCAGGCCUGGGCUAGAUUUCACAAAGAGCUAAGACUGGUCUUAACUCAAGUUCUUAACUUGUCCUAAGUUAAGACUAGCUUUAAGUUUUGACUAACUCCUCGGGGCUAUCUUGGUGAAAUCAACCUUCGGAACUUCAUCUUUGAGAGGGCAUUCUCAUUUCGCCAAGGACACAAUAAACUUUUGUGGGGGGCGCCAAGGCAGAGGUGGUGGCCUGUGUGUAAUUCCAGGUUUAAAGCCAGCUAGCUUAAAGCUUAAAGCCAGCUAGCAAGUGUGUGUAUCGUCCGUGUCAGUGUAAACCAGUACUGAGCACUGACCUUUUGUAUUCUUCAUAGUAUGUUUAAUCGGCAUAUACAUGUAUAGGAAUAUGGCAUAAUAUGUAUAAAAAUAAUAACGAUAAUAAUAAUAAUAAUAGUGCGUGAAACAGUUGAGUAUGUACUAUGUGUCAGGAAACAGCUUUUACUCUCUUUUUUUUCUUUUUAGUUUUAGUUUUGUGGAGCAUUGUACAAUUAAAAAAAAGUGCACAUGGCUUGCUGAUAUUUAUCAUAAGAUUCGUAACUAGAUAUAUGUACAGAGAGAUGUCGAUUGUGAGUUGGGGUAACAUUGUGUACAACAUGCAAUCAACAGGGCCCAAUUUCAUGGCUCUGCUUACCGCCGAAUUCCGCGCUUACGAUCACGAUUCCCCAAUACGUGCAAGCGCCGGAUAUCUGCGCUAGCCUUGGUCGAAUGCCUUGAAAGCGUAGAAUGCCUAGUAACAUUCAGUACGCCCACGCAGAAGCCAAAAUUUGACGCUAAUCCGUGAAACACGCUUG